AAAGACCGUCAACCGCAGCUGCCUCGUUUGUCUCCGUAUAACUUUGUUCGUCUGAAGCAUCUUAUAUCUGUAAUCUUUUGAGUUUCCAAGCCUUAUCUCAGUUUCCAAUUGAAUCAUUCCUCAGUAUGGCGUUUGAAGAGGAUAAGAAGCUGUCUCCAAGAAAAAAAGCCAGGCUGAUGGUAGAAGAUAUAGAUGAGACAAUGAUGGUAGAAGAUAUGGAGAAGACAGUGGAAGUGAAGGAGCGGACCUUUGUUUUGUGCUUUCCCAACGUCGUGGUUUAUAAAAAUGUUGGCGAUAUCUUGAUGGAAUUUGAGAAAAUCAGUUUGAAUCUAAUAAGGAUGAGAUUAGUAUGCGCCACAGAAAAGUUUCUUACACAAUUCUUCUCCAUGGAAGGUAGAAACAUUUUCCACGAUAUUCCUCCAGCAGAUUUUUGUCCCUGGCCUUUUGUAGCUAUGGUAGUGGAAGGUGACAAUGCUAUUACUGAAGUUCAUCGGCUAACCUCAGAAACUGAAAGAUUUCCCUUUCGGUCGCCUGCUAUACGUGCUUACAGCAGUGUUACAGUUGCUAAUGUGGAAGAAGAUUGUGGAUUGUGGUUUGGUAUUGACUCUCCGAACUGGAUAGACGAAGCAAAAGAAAGUAAUCAUCUGGCAUGCGCAUUCCCAGGUGGCCAACUAUUUGGCCCAGUUGAAACAGUGGUGAAGAAGUUACUGGAACAGCAUCUCCUUAGUUACAGGUACUUCAAGGAAAAUGAUUCCUCCAGCAGUUUCUAUAGCAAUUUCUACAAUGACGAUCUGACAUUCGUCCUAAUCAGGCCUUUGGCUAUCAAAAAGCAAUAUGCGGGUCAACUGCUAUCCAUUAUUGAGAACAUGGGCUUUGGCUUCAGAGGUAUGGAUUUGGUAACAGAAUCCGAAGUUCCUACUAGUGAUGCAUGGCCUGUAGAUGCAUAUGGUAUUGCCUUGCUUGUGGAAUGUUUUAACCCUAAGGUGAUACAAAUAAACAAGAGUUGUAAAGAUUCCCGUAUGUUGAUUGACAAAAACAAAGGGACAGUUGAAAUUUGCAGCGACUUAAUCAGCAUAGGCAAGCCUGGGGACUUUCGUAUGAUUGAUCGUUAUUUCAAAUGUGGUACUGUUUCCUGGGUGGAUUCCAGCAGUGGUGCUAGCUGUGGUGGGUUGUUUUUGCCAACUUUGUCAAGCCUCCGUUUUUAAUAUGACCAAGAAUGGUGUGUUCGUAUCUGGUAUAUCAAUACGAUGUCUCUGAGUUGGAAAAUGUUGUGUUACUCCAUGUUUGGAACGAACACAAAUAAACAGACUUCUCCUUGUUUUUUUAACGGUAAAAGAAUUUUGUGCUUAUGGGUUUCGAACUCAUGUCACAUGUCAUGGUAUCAUCACUUAAUGACCUCUCCUUGUUUUUAAUUGUA
Papaver somniferum (opium poppy) is the source of this 1417-nucleotide messenger RNA. RefSeq lists its product as uncharacterized. Lineage: Eukaryota; Viridiplantae; Streptophyta; Magnoliopsida; Ranunculales; Papaveraceae. The record is from RefSeq and is a predicted model, not a curated record. The coding region runs from base 126 to 1205 and encodes 359 amino acids. Gene Ontology annotation, molecular function: nucleoside diphosphate kinase activity. The transcript has 7 exons.